Notolabrus celidotus (New Zealand spotty) is the source of this 1920-nucleotide messenger RNA. RefSeq names its product DnaJ heat shock protein family (Hsp40) member B4 (gene dnajb4). The transcript has 3 exons. The record is from RefSeq and is a predicted model, not a curated record. NCBI's taxonomy places the organism in Eukaryota, Metazoa, Chordata, Actinopteri, Labriformes, Labridae. The coding region runs from base 316 to 1338 and encodes 340 amino acids. Gene Ontology annotation, cellular component: cytosol. Gene Ontology annotation, molecular function: protein-folding chaperone binding.
UGAGCUCAUCUCUGGAAGCAGACUCAUAACACUGAGGUGAACUUGACGUUGGCGCUGUGGAUGCUGGAGAGGGAGCUGAGGCUAUUUAAAGAGGGUCAUCCAGUCACGGAUAAAUAGCAGAAGGUCCUCUGUGUUGACGAACCGCCUCUAAAUGGUUUUCAUCCUGCACUGUGUAUCUGUCUGCGGCUUCUUACAGUCCACUAGUCCAGACUGAGGCCGACCAGCAGCCGUCGACCAACCCCAUCCAGCUCCACUCCUCCAAGGGCUUUUCUACUAUAUCUGCAUCAAUUAUUUAUUUUCGGGGAUACGCGGAAAAUGGGCAAAGAUUACUACAAAACGCUGGGCAUUUCUAAAGGAGCCACAGAGGAGGAUAUAAAGAAAGCGUACAGAAAACAGGCGCUGAAAUGGCACCCGGACAAAAACAAGUCUGCAGCCGCCGAGGAGAAAUUCAAGGAAAUCGCCGAGGCUUAUGAAGUCCUCAGUGAUCCGAAGAAAAGAGAAGUUUAUGACCAGUACGGAGAGGAAGGUCUCAAGGGAGGAAAUGGGCCCACUGCUGAUGGCCAAGGCAGCACAUUCACCUACACCUUCCAUGGGGAUCCACAUGCCACCUUCGCCACUUUCUUUGGGGGUUCAAACCCCUUUGAGAUGUUCUUCGGGCGUAAAGCUAACGGCAGAGACGACGAGGACAUGGAGGUAGACGGAAACGACCCCUUUGGCUCCUUCACCAGCUUCAACCUGAACGGAUUCCCCAGGGAUGGGCACAUCGGCCCUGGAGGGCCCCAACGCAGGAAGCAGGACCCUGCUAUCGUCCACGAACUGAGGGUCACCCUGGAGGAGGUCUUUCACGGCUGCACCAAGAGGAUGAAAAUCUCUCGCAAGAGGCUAAAUCCGGAUGGCAGGACCAUGCGCACAGAGGAUAAGAUUCUCACAAUCGAGAUCAAGCGGGGCUGGAAAGAAGGAACCAAGAUCACUUUCCCACGGGAAGGAGACGAGUCGCUGAACACAAUUCCUGCUGACAUUGUUUUUGUCAUCAAGGACAAGCCACACCCCCAUUUUAGGCGAGAGGGCUCGAACAUAGUCUAUCCUGUACGCGUGAGCCUGCGACAGUCGUUGUGCGGAUGCUCGGUGACCGUGUCAACGAUAGACGGCAAGACGUGCAACAUCAAGAUCACAGACGUCGUCAAGCCCGGCAUGAGAAAGACUGUGGCUGGGCAGGGCCUCCCCUUACCCAAAAACGCAGAGCAGAGAGGGGACCUGGUGGUGGAGUUUGAUGUGAACUUUCCUGAGACGCUGCCCGGCAACGCCAAGGACGUCCUGAAACGGCAUUUACCAACCUAGGGAAGAGGAGAUGACCGCGUGACAGAGCUAAACACACUCACACCAACACACACACUAACAGGUCACAGAUGGACCCCUUGCUGACGAAUGUGCAAUCUCUAUUUUUGAGCUAUGUGGUGUUUUUCUAAAUACCAUGCAUGCUGCCAAGUCGAUAUAAGUGAAAGACUGCUUGGGUUGUCCAUGACAUUUUAUAAUUGUGGGCCUUUGCUACAAUCACUUUAUCUUUUUGUCAGUGCAAUUAUUUGGUAGUUAAUGAGUCUUUGAUUGCCAAAAUCAACCCAAUAAUCCUGGGGAAACAUUGCAGUGCCAGACGAGUACGUUUUCUUGCUUUUGUUUCAUUAGAUAGGCGUCAUUACUGAGAUUUUUUAAACUGUCAUUCAUAUUGAUUUUGUCAAAACAAUCGGGAAACACAUUGUCCUGAGUAUUGGGAUACAAGCCUCAGUCAGUUUGGAGGCUGUCUUAAAAUGUGUGUACAGGAGGAAACUGGCUAAAUGAAAUGGAUCAAUGUGUGUGCAUUUUAAGAAACUGACAUGUGAAUUAACUGAAGUUGAAUUUUAAAAUAAAUAUUUCCACAUGAAGCGA